AUGCAUUCUCUAAUCACCAAGAUCGGCAUCCUGGCUGUAGCCUCGCUAGCAACCCAGACAGUUGCCUUGCCCUCCAACAACAAGCCUGAUCCUUUCUCCAGCGCUUCCUGGCCUUUACCUCAUAACAUCAGCGGUGUCUCUAAUCCUGGCGCCAACCAGAGUUAUGAAGGUUGGGGUGGCGUUCAUCUACACGAUCCAUCGGUAUGCCACACAGUUCGAUGUUCUUUUCGACGUCAGACUGACCGUUCAAUAGNNAUUGUGAUGGGUCCCGACGGCCAUUACUACUCGUUCUCAACGCAUGGAUUGGUAGUCAUCAGCCGAGCUUCACAGCCCAAUUCAUUGGAUGGCUACUGGGAGCCAAUUGGCUCUGUUCUCGAGGGAUCUAGCAUUAUCAACAACACCGGAAGCACCGAUCCUUGGGCCCCUGAUGUGCACAAGGUCGGCGACACUNACUACUGCUACUAUGCCGUCUCGCAAUUCGGCAGUCAAUUCUCUAGCAUUGGACUCGCUACCUCGAAGACACUGAAACCUGGCAGCUGGACCGAUCAUGGCGCGGUCCUGAUAUCGAACACUACUGCUCCUUCGCCAUUGAACAUCACGAAUGCAAUUGAUGGCAACUUGUUCAUCGAUCCAAAGACCAAGAUUCCUUAUCUUACCUACGGUAGCUUUUGGAGCGACAUCUGGCAGUUUCAGCUAACUCAGGACUUGCUUAGCGUUGUCUGGUCUCCUGCUCCUAUUCAGCUGAGCUUGGAUCCUGUAAGCCCACAGGCAGAGGAAGGUGCCUACUUGAGUCGUCACGAUGGUUGGUACUAUCUUUGGUACAGUCACGGCUCGUGCUGCGGCUACAACGUAUCCGCUCUGCCUGCACCUGGCCAAGAGUGCGUAAUCACCUGUGUUUACCAGUGGUAUUUUGUUCUGAUUCACGAUAGAUACUCUAUUCGCGUCGGCCGCUCCAGAUCAGCCACGGGACCCUUUGUCGACCGCAACGGCGUUGACCUGAAGAACGGCGGUGGCUAUAUCGUCUACGGCAGCCAUGACUACGUCGGUGUCCUCUCAAAUUAUCACGGACGAGAUGUUCUGUACUACCACUAUGUGAACACCAUCCAAAACCCCAUGUACCUUGAUGAGCUCAAGUUGCUCGGUUGGAACUACAUCAACUAUGUUCAGGGGUGGCCUGUUUUGGUCUACAACUGA
Molecule: messenger RNA, 1194 nt
Organism: Aureobasidium musti
Lineage: Eukaryota; Fungi; Ascomycota; Dothideomycetes; Dothideales; Saccotheciaceae
Source: the annotation of a GenBank genome assembly